AUGCUCAACCUGCGCUUCUGCAUGGCGUACUGCGAGCUGGCGCUGAUGCUGCCGGCAGAAGGCGAAGACGAUGAGGACGAGGACGACGUCGUGGGCUGGAGGCGCCGGAUCUUCCGCGAGGAGCUGGAGGGUUUCCACCAACUGGUUGUCAACGGCGUCACGCUCGACGACGUCACGGCCCGCGCGCGUGCAAGUCUCCGCUUGGCGUGGCAGGACUGCGUCGGGUCUGAAGAGCAGCAGGACGUGAGCGACGAGAACUGGGCGCGCGUUGCGCCGCAGGACGCGCGCGUCGGCAUCUUGAACGAUCUGCAGCUCGUGGCGCCCGGAAUCUGGAUCGGGUCCACGGACACGCUCAAGUUCUCGGAGCUGCUGGACGAGAGGGACAUCCGACACCUCGUGUACUGCACCACGACGCAGCAGGAGACGCGGAUGACCCCCAACGAAGACGGCGGCCACGUCGUGGAGCUCUUCGACCUGCCGCGACAGCAGUUCGAGGACGCUCUGGCCAGCAGCGACGGCCUGGAGCAACUCAAGACGCUGUCGGCCCCGUCCUGCAAGGCGAUGGCGAGUAUCGCGUCCACACUCAGCAGCUUCAUGGGCUCCAACUCUCGAGCCAACGGCCCGCGCAGACCGGGGGACGGCGGCGUGCUGCUGUACUGCGCUAGCGGCCUCUCCGCGUCCAUCGCGCUGUGCGCCGCGCUGCUCAUGACUCGGUACCGGCUGCCGCUGGAGCUGGCCAUGGCCUUGAUCCGAGCCGCGCGCCGCGACAUCUCACCUUCGAAGCACCUGCAGCUGCAGCUCGAGCUCUUG
Molecule: messenger RNA, 810 nt
Organism: Phytophthora sojae
Lineage: Eukaryota; Oomycota; Peronosporomycetes; Peronosporales; Peronosporaceae
Exons: 1
Biological process (GO): negative regulation of MAPK cascade; protein dephosphorylation
Cellular component (GO): cytoplasm
Molecular function (GO): MAP kinase tyrosine/serine/threonine phosphatase activity; protein tyrosine/threonine phosphatase activity
Source: RefSeq, a predicted model, not a curated record